Molecule: messenger RNA, 12254 nt
Organism: Pangasianodon hypophthalmus (striped catfish)
Lineage: Eukaryota; Metazoa; Chordata; Actinopteri; Siluriformes; Pangasiidae
Gene: mid1
Product: midline 1
Exons: 10
Coding region: 3991-6192 (733 amino acids)
Molecular function (GO): zinc ion binding; protein binding
Source: RefSeq, a predicted model, not a curated record
AAUAUCAUUUGCCUUUUUUAAUUAAAUAAGUACAGUUCUCGUUAGUGAACUUUGUGACACAUCCACUUCUCACACUGUGCUCUCUUUUCACUCCAAUUCUACAUAUAAAAAACACCCUACCUCUAAUUGUGUGAUAAUUCCUUGCCUAAUUUUCCUGAUUUGAUAAUUAGGUCACGAAGAGCAGGUUAGGGAGCCAUGGCAGAUGUUGUGCAGACUAGAUGUGACAGAUUAAGGCUUUUUUUUUUUUUUUUUAAAUCUGGCGAGCCUUGUGCACGUCCUCAAAUCAACAGCCAAUCCCAUUAGUUGUGACAGGCAUGCUCAGUUAGAGCUGAUUCCAACAUGAAAGGGUUUGUGAUUAGUCACAGACACAUCAAUCUGGGAGGGAUGCAGAAGAGAGGUGCCUGCCUGUCAAAACAACAAGUCCAGUAAAAUGGCAAGUGCAGCAUAAUAGAACAAAUAAAAAUGAAUAGCUACAGUUCACUGUAAUGCAGAACAGCAAGAGCAGCAUCAAGAUAAGUUAAAUACUGUAUAUGUUGACAGAACAAAUGACAUGAUUGUAAACAUCAAGGGCGUUCAAAGAUAUAAUCCUUACCUAAUGGGUAUUACAAAAAUGUAUGGACUUACAGUAUGUCAGAGAUUCUGGGAGUAGAUGUUGAAAUGGAAAAGCAUAUAAUUACUGACAGAACUGAUUUGGAGUGUUGACACAUUGUUGGCCUGAACUUUCAUAUGUCCGGUUGGCACUGAUUCAAUUCAAUUUUGUUUUUAAUCCAGUAAAAGUACUCUGAAAGACACUUAUAAAUGGAACAUUCUAUUAUUAUAUACUAUUAUUAUACAUACGAAAAAUGUGAUUUUAGUCCCUUGGGGGUUACCUAAGAACCACUGGAGUAAGGAUAAGAAGCACUGGAGUAAGGAACUUGAUUGGGUAAAAGAAAUAUUUGGUAAUAGAUGGAAAUGCAUUUUAAUCGGUAUUUUCUUUUUUUGAAAAAAAAAAUAAAAAUAGCCGUAAGGUAAACAUCCAGUCAUACACUGUGACUAACCGUGAAACCGUGCCACCGUAACUACCCUAGUCACCAUGUUUAAUCCUUACAGAUUCUGCUGUUUUGCAAAUGCAUUCAUCAGCCAUUAACUGUUUUUUCCCAUUUCACAUAUGGCCUGGCUUCGUUUAGAAUAAAAACUCCAUAUGUGCGCACUGAUAAUUUAAGAUAGGUCAGUGCCAUUGACCUACUUUGCACACUGCUCACUGUAGCAUGCCAUAAACAAUUGCAUCAAAAACUACUCAGAUGGGCAAGUCCCCUUCUUUUCAUAACACACAACUCUCUACCUCUUUAUUUCUGGCCCUAAUUAGAUGCAUUCAUAAUUCUUAUUGAAAGUAAUCCAUUUAGGACCAGAUGCAUUUGAACUAGUAGUUAAUGUUUAUGGAUUACGUCUGAAUAUGUAUUAAGACUAUGACAUACUAUAUGCCUUAACGUCUCCACCUGGUGGUCACUCCUUGAUCUUUACAGCAGUGGAAUAGCUUCCUUUUUUUAACUCACUAAAUGUAAUUUAUGAAACAUGGAGUACAUAUAGACAGUAAGGGAUUAUAUUACAUUUUGUCCAGUUGUAACCUUAGGUCAAGAGAACUGCCAAAACUUACUCUUUUUACUGAGUUUCUGUAGUCUACAGUCAUGUCAACUUAAUCCCUCAAGGAGUCUUCAAGCAGUUCUCCAACUCUAACAUGGACAGGAAGCAAGAAUAUACAUUGAGUGGAUUUUGCUACAUGUUUAAAAGUCUAAGAGUAUAAUAAGAUAAUAAAAACCUAGCAGGGGUCAAAAACCGGAGGAAAGUUAUAAGGAAAAUAUAGCAUACAACAAAUAAAAAGGCAGCACAGGGUGAAAACCAGACAACACUAUACAUGAGAAACUAGGAAACAAGGCAAGACUAGGAAACUAGAGUACUCACCUAUGGAAAUUCACGGCUCAGAAACAUGGAGACACAUGCUUCCCCAAGAACGGGGGAGAAUCAGAGAUUUAAAAAGGAAACAAGAACAAAAUAUUAUUGCCAAAUAAAGCAAGUGGAACACAGAAAGGGUCAGUUAAUGUACAAAGCAUGGGAAGUCAAAGAGGUCAAAAGGUUUAGACUCAAAAUGUACAAGACAUUACUGAAGUUCCUUUAAAAAUACUCUUGAACAAAAUGCCAGUGAGCUGCUUUUAGCAUGUUUGAAGUUAGAGUCAAUGACCAGGUAUGAAAUGUAUUUAUCAGGCCUUUUAGUUCCACAGAGAUUGGCAGACUAGCAAUUAUGUAUAAAAGGUGGAUAUUAAGUAUAAUUUUCCAUAUUUUAGUGAGAAUUUUCUUCAUGCCACUGCAACCAAGUGUCAUCCAGAGGCUGAAUAACUGAGAAUAAAUUUCCAACCCGGUAUUAAGGGCAUGCUUUCUGAAUCCAUCAAAAUUUUAAAAGUGCAGGAUUUGCAUCACAGUUACAUAUCAUAUCCUUUAGAAGAAUAACUGGCUAAGCUCUGACUCAUGGAUAGACCUUCCAAUGUUCCUAUGCCACAUGUGCACAAGCAGGCAAAACAGCUUGCAUGGCAUUCAGGUGAUCGCACAGAAAAGAGUCAAAAAGCUGUUUAUGUACAAGGCUUCUGAUGGCUGCUUUGGAAAACCUGCUGUAGAGAAAUGUGACUAGAUUAAUCCUAAAUAAAACAAAAUAAUAUGGAUAACAUUAAUGUCUCAGUAUAUACAGCACUACAUGAAAAUGUGCUAGUAAGUCAAUAGGCAACAUAUUCUUACUUUGAGCAAUUUAAAUUCUUACUUGGUAACUUCAUAUUUUGGCCUCAUGUCUAAAAAGUGAAGGUAUUAGGAACAAGGCCAGUUAUGCUAUAGAAAUUUUCAUAGUUGAUGCAUAAGUUAGUAUUAAGUGACAUACAGUAGGUAUGUAUUCAAGUAGGCCUGUUUUAUUUUAUGAGUGCACAUGAGGCAGUUUUUCUUUUCAGCUGUUAAUCAUUCAUGUGCAAUUAAAUGUAACUAAUGUUAGUGAUAGCCAUCUCAAUGCAAUAAUAAUUACAUCAAAUCACCCAAGUUUGGCUUGGAUAAAAUGAUUCCUAGUUUGGUUUCUCUCAUUUGGCUGGAUUAAGCAAGAAUUUGGCUAUAAUUCACACCCACAGUCUGCUAAAGUAAUGUUAGAUUAAAAGGUCACUGAAUAUAUUCUAUUUUCCAGUCAUAAGGAUGCAAAAUGUGCUGAAAUCUAUAGUCACGUUUAAAUGUAAAGUAGUUUAAAAUGAGUUAAAAAUAGUUAAAAACGUUGACUUACAUUUUUCACUAUAAAAAGCCAUUCCCAUUAAUUUCACUUCAUAAUAAAACCUCAGUAUGUCAAUAUGUGUUUACGAGCUCCUUCCUCAGCCACCUGUGGCCUAAUUGUUCCACAUUGUUGUGUGUUGUUAAAUUCCCAUUUAACUGAAUCACUGCAAAAUUGCAAAAAAAAAAACAACAGGAAAGCCACACAAGCUUACGCGUUAUGUAUGUGUGUAUGUGUGUGUAUGUGCACAUGCCAGUCUGAACUCCUGUUGUUUUUUCCUCUCUGAUUUAAUCCCUCAUUCACACACAAUGGGCAAUGAGAGGGCAACUCUUUCAUCCUCAUUCUAUUCUUCACCUUUGCAACAGAUUUCCAUCAAUAUGUUGUGUGUUUAAAUGAACUAUUCUCUGCGCUGGAAUGCACUUCCAGUUCUUCACAUAUCUUUGACUUUGUCAGUUCCUCUGUUCCCUACCACCCCCACCACACACACCUCUGGCUGCCCAAGCCACAGGGUGGAGGAAACUGACUUUCCUGGAAUUGUCGGGAUAAAGCUUAUUUUUCCUGUUCGGAGGUGAAACAAGAGACAGGCCGAAGCAGACAUUAGACACAACUACCAUCCCCGAACUAAGCCAAUUAGAAUGGAAGUCAGUGUGUGCGUAUGUGUAUGUGCUGAGUAGGGCUGAAACGAAGCAAGCUGUUAGUCUGCUUUAGACAAAGCUGUCUACAUGAGGCUCUGCGUGUUGAGCCUCUCGCCACUUUCUCGAUUUGGGUCACCGAGCUUGAUCAUCAGGAGAGAUGUCGCUGCUGCCUGGUCUCGGGAGAAAUCCAUUGACAGCUGCCUGGCUCUCCCGGAUUUUGCUAAUGCCAUUCCCUCUUCGCUCCACCUAAAAAGGAUGGAAACCCUGGAGUCGGAGCUGACGUGCCCGAUCUGCCUGGAGCUAUUUGAGGACCCCCUGCUGCUGCCCUGUGCCCACAGUCUGUGCUUCAAUUGUGCUCGCCGCAUCCUGGUCUCGCAUUGCACCUCAGGUGAGCCAGCCGACGCCAUCUGCGCCUUCCAGUGCCCUACGUGCCGCUAUGCCAUUUCACUGAGCCCACAGCGUGGCCUGGAUGCACUCAAGCGCAACGUCACCCUCCAGAACAUCAUUGACCGUGUCCAAAGGGCUUCGACUUCUGCCACUCUUCUUCUGUCCUCCAGCGGGCACAGUUCACCAGGCGACAGCCCUCUAGGUGCCAUGACGACUGCCACUGCACCCUCCUCACCCACUGAGCUGGUGCAAUGCCAGUUUUGUGAGCAGGAACCGCCACAGUGUGCUGUGAAGACCUGCGUAACAUGUGAGGUGUCUUACUGCGAGGAGUGCCUGCGUGCCACCCACCCCAACAAGAAACCCUUCACUGGACAUCGCCUCAUUGAACCUUUGCCUGACUCACACCUCAGAGGCCUGCAGUGCCUUGAACAUGAGGAGGAGAAAGUGAACAUGUACUGUGUCACGGAUGAGCAGCUCAUCUGCUCCCUCUGCAAGCUGGUGGGACGGCACCGUGACCACCAGGUGGCAGCGCUAAAUGAGCGCUACGAGAAGCUAAAGCAAACAUUGGACGCUAACCUCAGCAAUUUGAUCAAGAGGAGCAAUGAGUUGGAAUCACUAAUGGGGAAGCUGAUUCAGACCUGUCAGCAUGUGGAGGUGAAUGCAUCACGACAGGAAGGAAAGCUGAUGGAAGAAUGCGACAUCUUGAUCAGCAUAAUUCAGGAGAGGAGACAGAUUAUUGGUGCCAAAAUCAAAGAGGGCAAGACGGUUCGACUGCGUAAACUAGCACAACAAAUUGCCAACUGCAAGCAGUGCAUAGAGCGCUCAUCUGCUCUCAUAACUCAAGCAGACCAGACGCUGAAAGAAACCGACCAUGCUCGCUUCCUCCAGACUGCCAAGAGCAUCUCAGAGCGAGUCUCCAUGGCUACGGCAUCCUCUCAGGUCCUGAUACCUGAGAUUAAUCUGACAGACACAUUUGACACCUUCGCAUUGGAUUUUACCAGAGAGAAGAAGAUGCUAGAAAGUCUUGAUUACCUCACAGCACCCAGUCCUCCAGGUAUCCGAGAGGAGCUGUGUACGGCAUCCUAUGACACCAUAACUGUGCACUGGACAUCUGAUGAUGAGUUCUCUGUAGUUUCUUAUGAGCUUCAGUACACCAUCUUUACUGGCCAGUCAAACAUUGUCAGUCUCUGCAACUCUGCUGACAGCUGGAUGAUUGUGCCCAACAUCAAGCAGAACCACUACACCGUUCACGGCCUGCAGAGUGGCACCAAGUACAUCUUCAUUGUCAAGGCCAUUAAUCAGGCAGGAAGUCGCAGCAGUGAGCCUGGAACACUCAAAACCAACAGUCAGCCAUUUAAGCUUGACCCAAAGUCUGCACACAGAAAGCUAAAAGUAUCCCAUGACAACCUGACGGUGGAGCGUGAUGAGAUAUCCUCAAAGAAGAGCCACGGACAGGAGCGCUUCAGCAGCCAAAGCAGCUACGGCGUUAUAGGAAACGUGUACAUCGACAGUGGCCGCCAUUAUUGGGAGGCUCUAAUUGGAGGGAGCACCUGGUAUGCUGUGGGCAUAGCCUAUAAGUCAGCACCCAAGCAUGAGUGGAUUGGGAAGAACCCUUUGUCUUGGGUGCUGUGCCGUUGCAACAAUUCCUGGGUGGUGCGCCACAACAGCAAAGAGAUGGCCAUUGACCCCUCACCACACCUGAGACGAGUCGGCGUGCUCCUGGACUACGAUGCAGGCUCUCUGGCUUUCUAUGAUGCCGUGAGCUCUCAGCACCUCCACACCUUCCAUAUCACCUUCACCCAGCCUGUUUGUCCUGUAUUUAAUGUCUGGAACAAAUGUCUUACAGUCCUAACAGGCCUUCCUAUCCCAGACCAUCUGGAGGGUGUAGAGGCUUUCGACUGAGGCUAUGGUGCUUCUUUCUAAAUAAAAGAGUGGACCUUGGGCUGCUUAGGUUUGCUUUCAGCUCUGGCCAUGACCUUGUUGGCCACAUCAUAUUUCCAAUUCAUUAAGAUUUUUUUUAAAGCAUGCACAGAAGAUUUUGACAGAAAUUCCACCUUAUAUGCAAAAGUAAAGGUUUGAUAAACCCUGAAUUCAAUUGACAAAAUAUUUUUUACCUUUGGUCUUAGUGUAUAAUAAGCAGUGAAAUUUUAAGAAGACCACAAUAAUUUGAUAUCAGGGAUUUUGGAGGAAUUUUGCACAUGUCUAUAUGUUAUAUCUAUAUUUAUGAAAAGGAGGAAGAUCACAUUAUAGUCUUUUAAUUUGGUGCAAUUACAUGAUUAGGUUUCUUAGUGCAAUUUCACCUGAUAUGCAGAUAUUAAAAAUAGUGAGCAAUGGACUAGUUUUACUUAAUAAAAAGGACAUUUCAGCAAUGCAGCAGGACUGAUUACAUGUAUACAUCAAAAGACUUUUUCCAUUUUAGGUCAAAUGAAUGCUUGCUUGUCUUUUGCCUAAUUAUGACUGUUGUGGUAUACCAGUUUUUUUUUAGCAUAUACAUCUGUUUUAUGUUCCUGAACACAUUAGCAGUAAAUCAAUACACAACUGUAUUUUAGAUACACAAUCUAUGUUGUGUGCUCACAAAAAAAAUUACACAAUUUAUAUUGUGUAUUGUAUUUGCAUUUGAGGAAGGUUGCCUGUCAUUUGUUUUUGUCAGUCUUUUUUAAUGUAUCAUUAGCAAUGGUGGCACUAAGUUCAUUUACCGACCUAACAUAGCUCAUUAAAUCAAUAUUAAAUCAAAAAUGUAUCUUCCUGCACAUAUUCCACAGUGGCAUAGAUUUCUACAUGGACUAAAACACUCACCUGUUAGCAUAAAUUAUUAAUGCAUUAGUUUUAUAUAAAAUUUUGAAAGAGUGGAAAAUUUCAAGUCUAUUUCGAGGUUUAAACAUGCAUAUACAUAUGAUAAUCUGGCAGUUUAUAACCUUACAUCUCUGUAGUGUAUAUAAAUCAUCUAUUUCUAGUUGCAGAGGGUAAAAUGUUUGCAAAGAAUUGUUUUACAGCCUUGUAUCACAGCAUGUUUUAAAAGCAGUUAAUGUAUUAGCCACUUGUUGGUAUCACGUUUUCAGUUUCUUUUCACAAAAGCAAACCAAGGAUUUGUUAAAGAGGAUUAAUCUAACUACUGAUUCACAGUGAAGCUGCCAUUAUCCACAGAAAAUCCUUUUAGGCUCAAAAAAGGGAAGCACUCUGACAGAAAUGCAAUAUCAUCACGGAUUUGAAAACACUAUGGGCUAGAUAAUCGCAGCUCAAGACACAACUUGAUGUGGCCAAAAAAUACAUUGCAUCUGAAAGUAACAAUGCUGUAGCUCAUCACGCAAACCAGGCCUGGAACCACUUACUAAAUGCACACUGUGUGAAGCACAAUUUGUGAAGCACCAAAAUGCUGGUAGAAAUGGUCAACCAUAGAGCAGUCAAAAAGAUGAUGUGCUCAUAAAUUAAGAUCUUAUUAAAUAAAGAUUCAUACUAAACAGUGUGUAAGCAUUAAUAUGGCUAAUAUAUCAAUUUAUUAUAAAUUGAUUUAAAUGAAAAUUUGACUGUGUACAGAAUAAUACCUCUGUAUAAACCUUUGUAAUUAAACUGUUUUCCCUUUUUUGUGGUUGAGUGGCAGCUUCUAUAACAUUUACAAAAUUACAAAAGUCCCGUUUAAUGUGUGAUUUUUUUUAACAUGUGAGGCAAACUGACCAGGGUUGCCUGAUCUAUGUGACAAAAGCACUCUAAUAGACAAGCAGUAUUAAAACAAGUAGCUUUAGGCUCCCAAAUGCUUCAAAAGAUUUGACCUAUUGUUGGGGAUCUUAAGGAGAGCCACAGCUUUCAGUGGCAGGGGGUCCAAGAGAGCAAAAUUGGCCAUGCUUUCUUGGUGGGAGGGAUGGCAUUACUCCCUGAGCAGCACUAAACAAAAAUGUUUUUAAGUAUUAUAUAUAUUAUGUAAUUAACAUAAAAACCACCUGCCUAAUAUUGUGUAGGUCCCCCUUGUGUCACUGAAACAGCUCUGACCCAUUGAGGCACGGACUCCACACGACCUCUAAAGGUGUGCUGUGGUAUCUAGCACCAAGAUGUUAGCAGCAGAUCCUUUAAGUCCUAUAAAUUGCAAGGUGGGGCCUCCAUGGAUCGGACUCGUUUGUCCAGCACAUCUCAAAGAUGCUAGACUGGAUUGAGAUCUGGGGAAUUUGGAGGCCAAGUCAACACUCUGAACUCUUUGUCAUGUUCCUCAAACUAUUUCUGAACAAUUUUACAAUGUGGCAAAGCGCAUUAUCCUGCUGAAAGAGGCCACUGCCAUUAGGGAGUGUAGUGAAAGGGUGUAGAUGGUCUGCAACAGUGUUUAGGUAGGUGGUACAUGUCAAAGUAACAUCCACAUGAAUGCCAGGACCUGGCACCUGGCCAUCCACACGAUGUAAAGAAAACAUGAUUCAUCAGACCAGGCCACCUUCUUCCAUUGCUCUAUGGUCCAAUUCUGAUGCUCACGUGCCCAUUAUACGUUCGGAGGUGGACAGGGGUCAGCAUGGGCAGUCUGACUGGUCUGUGGCUACACAGCCCCAUACGCAGCAAGCUGUGAUGCACUGUGUGUUCUGCCACCUUUCACUUUUUUCAGCAAUUUAUGCUACAGUACCUCUUCUGUGGGAUCAAACCAGACAGGCUAACCUUCACUCCCCCAUGUGCAUCAAUGGGCCUUGGGCGCCCAUGACCCUGUCACCGGUUCACUGGUUGUCCUAUCUUUUGGUAGGUACUAACCACUGCAUACCGGGACCACCCCCACAAGACCUGACGUUUUGAAGAUGCUCUGACCCAGUCAUCUAGCUAUCACAAUUUGUCAAAGUCACGCAGAUCCUUACGCUUGCCGAUUUUCCUGCUUCCAACACAUCAACUUCAAGAACUGACUGCACACUUGCUGCCUAAUACAUCCCAUCCCUUGACAGGUGCCACUGAAACAAGAUAAUCAAUGUUAUUCACUUCACCUGUCAGUGGUUUUAAUGUUUCGUGUGUGUGUAUACAUAUAUAUAAAGAGAGAGAGAUAAGAGAGACAUACAUAGAUAUAUCGUCCCUAAAUAGUUCUUACACCAUGUUCACAAGCAUUGUGCUGAGAUUGCAUUUAGGCUUGCAUGCCAGUUGUGUAGAUAUAUCAAGGUUUUGUAGGCACAAUGUGGUAUAACUACAUCUAAAACAGGAGAAAAAGCUUACUGCACCUGGCCCUACGUCUAGCGCAAUACGACCAGACACAGAAAGAAAGCAAACUCCCAUUCAUUUGUCCAAAAUGAUGCAAUAGCUUUGAAAAUGUAUAAGCUGACACUGCAGCCACAUUUCAUAACAUAGGCUUAAACAAGUAGGACUAGGAUGGACAGACAGACAGAUGGAUGCCUGGACAGAAUGACAGAAGGGCAGACAGAUGGACAACACAAAAAAAUAAUGCCUUCAUCACCUAGUAGCGGAGGCAAAAAAAAAAAAAUUUCUAUGAAUUAUGUGCUUGUAAUGCAUUCAAAAUGCAUUUAUGAGGUUACAUAGCAUACAGUACAUAAUACCUCAUUAUGGUUUGGCAUAGGCUUGUGUAAACAUCCAUAAGCAGUUAUAAUUAAAUGUAGUAUAUAUCUAGUAACCAUUAUGCAUUUUUAUCUAACCUCUUAGGUUAGGUCAUGUUAUAACUGUUUGUAAAAACAAAUACAGUCCCCUCCGAAAGUAUUGGAACAGCAAGGCCAGUUCUUUUGUUCUGUCUAUACAGUGAAGACAUUUGGGUUUGAGAUCAAAAGAUGAAUAUGAGACAAUGUCACUUCCUGAUAUUUACAUCUAGAUGUGUAAAACAAUUUUUAGGUGAGCAAAAGUAUAGGAACUCAUAGUUUUAAAGUAAUUUAAAGUAAAUAACACUUAAUAUUUGGUUGCAUAUCCCUUGCUUGCAAAAACUGCAUCAAGCCAGCCAACCACUGACAUCACCAAACUGUUGCAUACUUCUUUUCUCAGCUUGUAUCACAGCUUCUUUCAGUUGUUGUUGUUUUUGGGGAGUUUCCAAAAAAAGUCAGUCUCACCUUCAGGAGCUGAAAUGCAUGCUCAAUUGGGUUAAAGUAUAAUGUUUCUGUAGACUUCUGAAUUCAUUCUGCUGUUACCAUCAUGAGUUACAUCAGCAGUAAAGAUUAGUGAGCCCAUUCCAGAGGAAGACAUGCAAUCCAAGCCAUUACACUACCUCCACUGUGCUUUAACGAUGAGCUCAUAUGUUUUGGAUCAUGAGCAGAUCCUUUCUUUCUCCACACUUUGGCCUUUACAUCACUUUGUUAGAGGUUAAUCUUGGUUCCAGAAUUUUUGUGGCUCAUCUCUGUAUUUCUUUGAGAAUUCCAAUCUGGCCUUCUGAUUCUUACUUCUGAUAAGUAAUUUGCAUCUUGUGGUAUGGCCUCUAUAUUUCUAUUCUCAAAGUCUUUUUUGUGGAUUGUGAUAUCUUCACCCCUGCCCUGUCACUGACUGUUGUUUUUGGGGUUUUAUUCACAGCUCUCACAAUGUUUCUGUCAUCAACUGCUGUUGUUUUCCUUGGCUGACAUGUUCAAUGUCUGGCUGUUAGUACAGUGGUUUCUUUCUUAUUCAGAACAUUCCAAAUUGUUGUAUUGGUUAUGACCAAUGCUUGUGCAAUGGCUCUGAUGAUUUCCCCCUUUUCUCAGCUUCCUUGCUUUUCUCCCAUAGACAGCUCUCUGGUCUUCAUAUUGGUUUAUCCAAUUUAACAACAAAUGCAGUCUUCAAAGGCGAAACUCUGGGCUCAAUCCAACAGUAGACAUUCAGAGCUAUUAAUUGUUUACACAAUCAAUCUAACAGGACACACCUGGGCAACAAGAAGCACCUGUCAGUCACAUGUUCUGCAUAUUUUUGAUCACAUGAAAUAUAGGUUCAAAAGGUACCAUGUUCUAAGUUGUUUAACAUAUCUAGAUGUAAAUAUCAAGAAAUGAAAGGAGAAAUUCUGAUCUAUCAUCUUAUAUUCAUUUUUUGAUCUCAAACUCAAAUGUCUUCAGUGUAUAGCAAAAACAAAAGAAUUGAAACUCGCUUUGUGCACAUGGUCACAGUCAUGCUGGAACAGGGAGGGGCCUUCCCCAAACAGUUGCUACAAAGGUGGAAGCAUACAAAUGUGUAAAAUGCCUUUGUAUGCUGUAGCAUUAACAUUACUCUUCACUGGAAUUAAGGGGCCUAGCCCAAACGCUGAAAAACAGCACCAGACCAUUGCCACUACUAAACCUAAUUUUACUCUUGGCACUAUGCAUUCUGGUAGGUAGUGUUCCCCUGUCAUCCACCAAACCCAGAUUCAUCCAUCAGACUGCAAAAUAGUGAAGCGUGAUUCAUCACUCUAGAGAACAUGUUUCCACUGCUCUAGAGUCCAGUGGCAGUGUGCUUUACACCACUCCAGCUGACACUUGGCAUUGUGCAUAGAGAGCUUAGGCUUGUGUGCAGCUGUUCGGCCACAGAAAUGUAUUUCAUGAAGCUCCUGACACACAGCUCUGGUGCUGAUGUUGCUUCCAGGGGCAGUUUGGAACUCUGUAGUGAGUGAUGCAACAGAGCAAAGGCAAUUUUUACAUGAUAUGUGCUUCAGCAGUCAGUGACUUCAUGGAUGAGGUGUUGUUGCUCCUAGAAGCUUCAAAUUCACAAUAAUAGCACUUACAGUUGUCCAGAGCAGAUCUAGCAGGGCAGAAAUUUCAAGAACUGACUUGUAGCAAAGGUGGCAUCCUAUGACAAUGCCACGUUUAAAGUAACUGAGCUCUUCUGUGUGAUCCAUUCUACUACCAAUGUCUAUGGAGAAUGCAUGGCUAUUUUAUGCACCUGUUAGCAGGGUGGGUGUGGCUGAAACACUGAACUCAAUAAUUAGAAAGGGUGUCUACAUAGUUUUGACCAUACAGUGUAUCUGUUUAUAAUUUAUAGUGCACUAUAACAUAUCUUUGGUUUCUCAAAUUGUACUCCAGUGUUUAUAAAAACAUAACUCAUAAUAAAGUAUUAUGCAAGGCUAGUACAGGUUUUAA